UUAACCAACAAUUUAAAUAAGUUUUUCUGUGGCACAUUGCAGACAUGGAGGAGACCGAGGUUAAGGAGGAAAAUGGGGAAAAUACAGUAAAAAAGGUUGAAAGAACUAUCCUGGACAUUUUCCGCAAGUUAAUCAACCCCCACGAGAAUGUUCGAGUGAAAGCCGGCUCCUCUCUACUCAAUUACUUGGUGAAAACUGCGAAAAACUCCGAGGGCCAAGCUGAGCUGAAAUACGCACUUGCGAGGCUGGUUAGGGGGCUGGGGUCCCCAACCUUCGUAGCUAGAGCUGGAUAUUACAGCACGUUGGUGGCCUUGUUGAACUUGAGGCAGGACAUCAAUCCCAGCGAUAUAUUAGAUCUGGUGGAGACCGAGCUGCACACCUCAAGGAAAAAUAGCGAUGCGGAAAAUGCGGAUAUAAGGUCGGGGCAGAUUCUGGCCUUUGGGGCGGCAGCCCGCACUGAUCUAUGGAAGAGAGCCAGCUCCAAACAAAAAGAGGAUCUGCUGAACCUUGUGCUUACAGCCGCCAAAGAGCGCGUGUAUUUGGGGCUGUUUGCGUACAGCUUUAUCGUCGAUCUUGUUGCCGCGGACCCUGCUAUCAGGGGCGACGCAGUUUUCUCGAACAGAUUACGGGAGGAAGGGCUCAAGCCCUGGGCAGAACAGACCCUGGACUCACUCUACUUGGUCUUGAGCCUCAAACUGUUAAAUCCGGCACUGUUCUCCAAGAAGCAUAUAGCCGAGGGUUUAGGCACCCGCGAAAUAAUUUGCCCGGACAGUUUGGAGCCCUUAUGCAAGAUCCUCAUGACCAUUCCGCGAGUGACCUCUUUGAAGCAUCCAGCAUUUGAAGCGGUAGUGAAGCUUCUCACUCCUGAUGUAACCAGCAGUUUUUUCGACGAAUUGGACAAACACCUCAAAACGCCCAACCGCAACCGACUGCUGGUGUUUAUCAAAAUAAUGACCAUCACGCUGCGCCAGCCGCAGUUGCUCAACCACACCGCCGAUUUAUUUACGGACAACCUCAUUCGGCAACUCCUGGGCUACUUCCGGACCUUCAAGGGCAACCAGAAAGACAACGAGUAUCGGGAAGCUGUCCAGAAAAUGUUCCAGACGCUUAUUGAAGCAUUCCAGGAAAAGCACGCUACUUCUGCCCUGAAAAUAGCCGUAAUCAGGAAGUUCCUGUUUAACCCGGGCACGUUUGUGUUUGAAAAAGUGACGAAAAGCAAAGUGGUCCAGCAAAUCACGCAGAGUCUGGACGCGGAGGGAGUUAAAGAGCUGGCAGCCGUCUACAAGGGAGUGGUGGAUGGGACCGAGAGCAUCAACUCUGAGAAUGAAAGUGAAACGUGGCUGAACAACGACCGGCUGUACAGCGCCCACUUGCUCAUCAAGCUGCUCAACUUGCCCACCAUGAAGCUCGAGAGCGACUGGAAGGUAGAACAGCUCACUUUCCUACUGGAGAUUUCCUUGCUGAAGGGAACCAACGGCAUGAAUGUUGGACGCGAACUAGCCGAGUCCCUUAAAGCCGCCUUCUACGGGGCCUUGGACCUGAAGCUGUCCAAGCUAGAGGAGCUUCAGUCGAUCCUGCUGAAGCUGGCCCAGCAUUUGAGCGCGAAAAUCAACGAGGAAAACCUGGAAACCGAGUUGAGAAACCCCAUAUCUUCGGAAACAUUCCAGCUGUGGCAAACAACCAUGAAAAAGGUGGAGAAGAUCGAGAACAGGCAGAAAAAGGGCGGCAUCAAGGCCGUCUUUUUGACGCUGUUCCUGCACAUGGGGCUGCAACUGUUCAACGAUGUUCAACUGGCCAGCGACUCGCUCAAAGAGCUGUUUAGUUGCUACGACAGGGUGAAGAAGGAUAAAAAGGCGCAACCUGCCGCCGAGUCGGAAGACGACCCUUAUUGGACGGAAGUCGUCGUCGAUCUCUUCCUAAACCUGCUCUCGCACAACUCCCACCUACUCCGGAGCAUCAUCAGCAGCGUAUUCCCUCAUUUGUGCACCUAUAUGAACUCCACCACCAUUCACCAAAUCGUCAGCGUUUUGGACCCGACCAACGACGAAAACCCCCUGUCAAAAACCGUGGACAGCGACUCUGAAGAGUCCGAAGCGGAGGAGGCUGAGGAUGAGGAGGACGAGGUAGAUGAACAGUCAAACGACUCAAAUUCUGAGCCCGAGAGCGAAUCGGAAGAAGACGGGGAACCGGAGUCUGCAACGGACCGACUGCGAAUGGCGCUGCAUCAAGUGCUGACCAACGACGACAACGAAAGUGUAGACUUGGACGACAUGAGCGACACUGAAGGGGAGCGCUUGGACCAGGCGCUAGGCGAAGCUUUCCGGGAAUUCCGCCCAAACCGCGGCCGAAGGAAAAAGCAGAGCAAAGAUCAGGAAACGCUCACGCAUUUCCGCAUUCGAGUGCUGGAUCUGAUAGAAAUAUACCUGAACUCCAGCCCCUCCAUGCUGCUCACCUUGGAGAUCAUGCUGCCGCUGUUGCAGUCGGUGGAGUUCAGCAUACGCGACGAGCACCAGAAGCCGCUAAACGACCGGCUGCGCAGCGUGCUCAAGAAGCUGCUGGGCCUCAAAAAGUUCGACAACAUUGAGGGCGUUGAUCACACCAUCCUGGCGGACCUCUUCAAAAGCCUGUUGGACAAGGGCAGCAAAAACGCGCUCAUUGUGCAGGAAAUGGGGGAGCAAAUUUCGCAGUGUUGCAUUUUCGUUAUCAAGUGCUCGCAAAUUCUGGGUGCUGCCUGCAAAGGGGCGAAACGCCUCAGGGCGGCGAUUCUGGAAGUGGUCAGUGGGGAGCUGCAAAGCUUCCUCACCAGACGCGACUGCCUCACCCCCUACGUGCUCUUCAAGAACAUCCUGCAACAAUGCUGGGAGGGAAACAUUGGCCUCGCCAUCAUCUUGCAGGAGCUCUUAUUCAGCGCGGACGUCAGACAGUACCAAAAGAACCAAGUGGCCGAGCUGUUGAAGCUCUUCUACUCCAACCAGCGGUUCUUCAGCCAGUUCCAGGCCAAAGUGGAGCGCAAAAUGGCCGAGGCGCAUCAGCACUUCUCCUCCAGCAUAGUGGAGUACUUCCAGGGCCUGUGCGAGAACCCGGAAAACCGCAACGUUAAGGAGCGGUUCAUCUGUAAUUUGUUCCAUCUACUCGCCGCCAUGAAGCAAAGCCCUCUGGAGCUGAGUGAGGUUUCUUGGCCGGAAAUCGCCCAUCAAGUAACUGAGUACCGAAGUUACAAGUCGUUUUCCAGUGACGCCAAGUUGGCUUUCAAGAAGCUGUGCAAACUGCUCAAUAUCUCCAACGUGGUGCCCAUGAAGCCGCACGUCACCAAGCUGCCCGCCCUCAUUGAGGAGAAAAAUGAUAGCGACGACCAAGAGGAGGAACCAAAGGAGCGCAGGAAGAAGCGGAAGCGCAAAAGCAACGAAACUCUCAAGCUGAGGAAGGAGGCCAAGCAGUUGAGGUUGGAGAGCUUGAGCAAGGGGUUGGAGCACGCGGCGGAGUUUGCCAACUCAGUGGAGGAGGAGGUUAAGGACGUGGAGCCCCAGGAAGCUGAGGAGAGCGACCAAGAGGCCACCACACCGAGCCCUAAAAAAAUCGGCAAAAGCAAUCGGCACAGCAUAGCAGUAAACGGCAACCGGGACUCUCCAAAGAGGAUCAAAAAGAAGCGCAAACUUAGUGAGUAAUUUAGAGGAAGUCUGUUUUUACUUAAUAAAAAUACAAAAAAUU
Dendroctonus ponderosae (mountain pine beetle) is the source of this 3708-nucleotide messenger RNA. RefSeq names its product myb-binding protein 1A-like protein (gene Mybbp1A). Lineage: Eukaryota; Metazoa; Arthropoda; Insecta; Coleoptera; Curculionidae. The transcript is spliced from 5 exons. Gene Ontology annotation, biological process: regulation of DNA-templated transcription. The coding region runs from base 45 to 3665 and encodes 1206 amino acids. Gene Ontology annotation, cellular component: nucleolus. Gene Ontology annotation, molecular function: transcription corepressor activity; sequence-specific DNA binding; RNA binding. The record is from RefSeq and is a predicted model, not a curated record.